CUCACAAGUCACAACAUCUAAAAAAAGCUUUCUUUCAAAAAAAAAAGGAAAACAUUUCCUGAAACAGAGCUUUCUCUUUCGUUUUUCAAAUUUUUUGCUUCCAAAUUACAUUUUUUCCAAUAUUCCGUUUGUGUUUGCGAUUGUUCGGCGCCGUAGAAAAGCGUUCGGAGCUUUUCUGCAUGGCGGUUUGUCUCCGGCGAAGAUCAAGCUCUGCAAAUUUCGCCGUUCCCACAAAAAUCAUUCGAACGGAAGCUUUAUUCGGUGUUUCCGCGAGAUGAGAAACGCAAGUUGAUGGGGAGAUUGAGAUUAGCGUUUUUGGCGAUCUCUCUCGUUGUUUUCGUUUGUGUUUCCGAGGAGAUUUUCUCUCGAGGCGGUCUAAAUCUCUUACGAUUCUCUGUUUAUGGCGAAGAUGUGGCAGAGCAAACAUGGAUUCAUCAAAAUCCGAGAAGGAAGCUGAUCAGUUAUCCAAAAAAGUUUAGUGUCUCUGCUCCAAAUUUAGCUUUCGGUCCUGCACCGAGUUUCGCGCCAGGACCUGGGCCAAGUUUUGCGCCAGGUCCUGCACCGAAUCCUCGUAGUUAUGAUUGGUUAGCACCUGCAAGUUCUCCAAAUGAACCUCCAGCUGAGACACCGGAUGAAUCGAGUCCCAGCCCAAGUGAGGAGACACCGAGUGUUGUUGCUCCUAGUCAAAGUGUUCCGGGUCCUCCUCGUCCUCCUCCACAACGGGAGAAGAAGGAUGAUAUCUUGAUGAAACUUAUCAUCGCGGUUGCUUCUACCGCUGUCUUAACGUUUGUUUUUGUUGCAUUGAUGUUCUUGUGUUGCUUCAAACGCAAUUGCAACAACGCGGUUGGUUCUAGAGAUGGACCUAGAGAUGAAGGACCACUUCUACGUUUAUCAACUGGAUCUACUGAGAACUCUCCCACCGUCGCAAGCACGAGCCGGAAAAUGUUUAGUGUUGCUAGUUCGAAAAAGAGGUCGUUUCUUUCUAGAGUAUCUUUAAAGAGAAAUGGUCAUGAGUUUUCAACGGCUGAAUCGUCAUCGGCAGCUGGACUUCCUCCGUUGAAGCUUCCCCCGGGAAGAUCAGCACCUCCUCCACCUCCUGCUGCUGCUCCACCUCCACAGCCACCUCCUCCUCCUCCUCCUAAACCACAACCUCCUCCACCGCCUAAAAUUGCUCGUCCUCCACCUGCACCUCCUAAAGGUGCGGCUCCAAAACGUCAAGGAAACACUUCCUCUGGAGAUGCAUCUGAUGUUGAUUCUGAGACUGGAGCUCCAAAAACAAAACUAAAGCCUUUCUUUUGGGAUAAAAUGGCUAACCCUGAUCAAAAAAUGGUUUGGCAUGAGAUUAGCGCCGGUUCAUUCCAGUUCAACGAAGAGGCGAUGGAGUCGCUUUUCGGUUACAACGAUGGGAACAAAAACAAGAAUGGUCAGAAGAGUACUGAUUCGUCGUUACGCGAAUCUCCUCUACAAUAUAUACAGAUCAUUGACACUAGGAAAGCUCAAAACUUAUCUAUUCUUCUUCGAGCUCUGAAUGUAACAACAGAGGAAGUCGUUGAUGCCAUCAAAGAAGGUAAAUUCACCAUCUCUUUCACCAUUUUUGUUUAAGGACUUAAAGUUUCUUUCUUCUCUGUGUCAUAAGGUAAUGAGCUCCCAGUGGAGCUUCUACAAACAUUGCUGAAGAUGGCUCCAACUUCAGAAGAAGAACUCAAACUUAGACUAUACUCGGGAGAUCUUCACUUACUUGGCCCGCGGAGCGGUUCUUGAAAAUUCUUGUUGAUAUACCUUUUGCAUUUAAACGUAUAGAGUCACUUCUAUUUAUGAUCUCACUUCAAGAAGAAGUCUCUGGACUCAAAGAAGCUCUCGGAACUCUCGAGGUGGCUUGCAAGAAACUUAGAAACAGCAGACUGUUUUUAAAACUACUAGAGGCAGUUCUCAAGACAGGGAAUCGAAUGAAUGUUGGAACUUUCCGCGGUGAUGCGCAGGCUUUCAAGCUCGAUACUCUUUUGAAGCUCUCUGACGUGAAAGGAACUGAUGGCAAAACUACACUUUUACAUUUUGUUGUUCUUGAGAUCAUUCGUUCUGAAGGCGUUCGUGCUCUUCGCCUUCAGAGCCGAAGCUUCUCAAGCGUUAAAACCGAUGAUUCAAACGCGGAUUCUAGUCCACAAUCUGUGGACGUUACCGCAGCACGGGUCUUCAAGUGGUUACGGGGUUAACGACAGAGCUUGAAGAUGUCAAGAGAGCAGCCAUCAUAGACGCUGAUGGUUUGGCUGCAACAUUGGCGAAUAUAAGCGGUUCACUUACGAAUGCGAGGGAGUUUUUGAAAACAAUGGAUGAAGAGAGCGAUUUCGAACGAGCAUUAGCUGGAUUUAUAGAACGUGCAGAUGCUGAUUUUAAAUGGUUGAAGGAAGAAGAAGAGAGAAUCAUGGUUUUGGUGAAAAGCUCUGCUGAUUAUUUCCAUGGGAAGUCUGCGAAAAACGAAGGACUACGUUUGUUCGCUAUAGUGCGCGAUUUCUUGAUAAUGUUGGAGAAAGUUUGCAGAGAAGUUAAGGAAACUACAAAGACGACGAACCAUUCAGGUAAGAAGGAAAGCGAAAUGACAACUUCGGACAGUAAUCAACCGUCUCCGGACUUCCGACAACGUUUGUUUCCAGCGAUUGCUGAACGAAGAAUGGAUAGUUCGGAUGAUUCAGACGAUGAAGAGGAUAGUUCACCUUCGUAGUCUUUUGAUUUCACUAACGUUACUAGUGAGUUUGUAGCUAAUUUGAAGACCAAAGAUGUUCGAUAUUACUCUGUUUACUUGAAAAUCUAUAUAAUCGUAUAUUUGUAAAACUAUUUCCCUAUUCGUGAAUUAAAAGAUAGAUGAUGAUACGCAUUUUUAGAUUUCGAUG
Messenger RNA from Arabidopsis thaliana (thale cress), 2885 nucleotides. It is a transcript of the gene FH3, whose product is annotated as formin 3. Gene Ontology annotation, biological process: actin nucleation; actin cytoskeleton organization. The coding region runs from base 292 to 1602 and encodes 436 amino acids. Lineage: Eukaryota; Viridiplantae; Streptophyta; Magnoliopsida; Brassicales; Brassicaceae. Gene Ontology annotation, molecular function: actin binding; actin filament binding. The record is from RefSeq and is marked reviewed. Gene Ontology annotation, cellular component: membrane. The transcript has 5 exons.